Penicillium verhagenii is the source of this 5148-nucleotide messenger RNA. RefSeq lists its product as uncharacterized. Gene Ontology annotation, cellular component: site of double-strand break; nucleus. The transcript has a single exon. Bases 1 to 5148 code for a protein of 1715 amino acids. The record is from RefSeq and is a predicted model, not a curated record. Lineage: Eukaryota; Fungi; Ascomycota; Eurotiomycetes; Eurotiales; Aspergillaceae.
AUGCCGUCUCCUGCGACCCCGCAUCGUCCCAAGACUGGGGGGAGUGCCAAACCCACUCCAACGAAACCACUGGAUAUUGGCCUCCCGCUCGGGGUCCACGAUACAAACACCGUUCGCGCAAGAGUGCGCAACUGGCAACAACAAGGAGGCGGAGUGAUCACGAUCGACGAUGGAUUGUACGACGAUGAAGAAAAUGACGAGAACGAGAAAAAAGCCAAGCCUGCGCCCAAAUCGAUAAAGCCAAAGUCUGAUGCUGGGAAGGACAAGGAGAAGGAGAAGGAAAAGGAAAAGGAAAAGGAGAGGGAAAAGGAAAAGCCGGCAAAAGUAAAGAUGACAAAAGGCCCCAUGGGGCAGACAAGGAAGCGCAGUCACAGCACUCCGCGCAAACGAGUUAUUAGCGAUGAACACUGGAGGAGGAACCGAUCAACUACCUCGGUAGGACAAACUUCCACACGCAACCUGCCGGCUCCCAAGCGCAUCAAUGAAUACACUACAAACGAAGAUGCGGGAUCGGGAAAGAAAGACAACCCCAAAGGUGGUCUCCUCGAAAAAAGCCGAGAUACCCCGCGAGCGGCAGUGAAAACGCCGGUCAAGGAAUGGAAGUCGGCUCCUCGCAAAAGGCCCGACUCUGUGGUGGAAAGCGACUGGGAGACAGAGGCGGAUCGGCCCAAAUCUGCCAUCCGGUCGGAGGUGUCGGAGAAGCAAAAGAGACAAUCGCCACCACCUGAGGAUGCGGCAGAAUGGGCACGCAGCGAGGCUGACUUCUCAGAAUUGUCACGGAGGCGCGCUCGAGGCCAUCCACAGAUACCUAAAGGAGGCAUAUUUGCACAGAUGCUGGACGAGUCUAGGAAGAUGUUCACGAUACCCAAAGUGGAGCCUCCAAGACCUCCACCAACGGCAAACCGAGGCGCGAAGAUCGAGGCUUGGUUAACGGAUACACCGGAUCCUUUCUUGGAUGAUGCUCACAGAAUUGAUAUGCCUGGUCCGCUGGAUAUCAAAUCAGCACGAGAGAGACGAUCCAAAAGAGUGGUCAACACAGACACUGCGAGUAGCCUGACCUCCGACACGAUAGCAGAAAGUGAGCCUCGCCCCAAGAGCUCUCAUAGCCGAACUAAAGAAAAGGAUCGCCGUCCAUCAAGCGAUAGGCAACGCAAGAUUGAGAUUGUUUCAGCACCUAGGCGAGCAAGUGUCGACAAGUCCCGCAAAUCUCCAAAAGCCAAAGUCGAAAAACAUCUACGAGAGUCGCUAUACGAGGACAGCCUUGCGACAUCCGAGUCCGAAUUCCAAGCAGAGUCAGAAAUAUCCGAGGUGUCGGCAAACAAUGCACCCGUACCUCUAGGUCUUAGCAAGCCAUUCCCAAGUACCGGGCACCGCCGUCUAUCGACAAUCGCUUCAAGCGAAGCUUCGAGCACCCUUCCAGAGGGAUCAUCCAUGUCAGCUCCAUCGGCCCCAGAGAAGAAUACGGCCAGCAUCUCAAACCGCGAGUCCAAGCCCACGGAACAAUCUAGACCCACAGAAGAAGCAGAAGAGGCCGCAGAAGAGAAAGAUCAGUUUGAUCCCGAUUCCCUUCCUGUGGUUUCAUCACAGCUGAAACGUCGACUCACAAACCACAAUGAUCUCAUGUCUGUUCUCUCGGUUCCUGCAUCCAGAAGUAGAAGCAUAAGGUCAGCUCGCAGUAUUCGGACUAAUAAAAGUCGACUGGCUAGUGCAACAAUCCCCGACCUUCUGGCUGAGCUGUCCGCCGAUGAGGCCAAAUAUAUGCGAGAACUGAAGACUCUUGUCGGCGGUGUCAUCCCUGUCCUUCUGACAUGUGUUCUUUCACGCUCAGAUUCAGCCAUCGCCGCUGGCCUGUUCCGUCCUUCGCUGGAUCCGAAGGACGAUUUGAACUUUUCUAAGCCAAUUGUUAACAUGGGUGUUGCUGUCGAGCGCCUGAAGACAUUACACAAGCGCAUUCCUCAGAAUGACACAGACGCCCUGCUGACUUGGGCCCAGGGGGCGCAAAGAGUGUAUAAGGAGUACCUCAAAGCCUGGAGACUUGGUUUUAAAGAUGUCAUUGUCAAUCUUGCUCCCCUUGAAGAAGACGAGGACAACGAAAAUGCCGAGACAAAGAGUCUCGAUGAAGGCAUGGAGAGAGAUGAAAAUGGGGAUGUUGUGGAUUCUGAUGGCGACAAGGUUGAUGUGGCCUACCUAUUGAAGCGCCCCUUGGUACGACUGAAGUAUCUUGCCAAGAGCUUCAAAGGUAUUAAUACUCUGAACCCGUCACCAAAGGCCGAGGAAAUCGCGACCGCCUACCAGGCUCUCGUGCUCGAUGCUCGUAAGCGAGCUCGGGACGAGAGGGCGAGACUUGAGGACGAGUCUGCUGCUAGCAUUGACUCAACUCGCGCGAGAGAUCCCAUGACCUUAGGAGUCGCUCGGAAUGUUGUCGUUGACCGCACUCGGCGUGUCCGGGCUCGUGAUUUCUUCAACUUCUCACUGUACCAUUCCAGUGGCCAAACGGUAGACUGCCGAGCAGAGCUACUGUACCGAGACAAUGUUUCCGGAAAUGGAUCUGGAGGGGACUUGAUGAUUUGUGAGAUUGAUCAUUCAGAUCGCUGGCUUCUUUUCCCGCCUAUGGACCUUCGAUGUGUCUCAGCUCGUAAUGGUGAAGCUGGCGAGAUUGUGCUCAUGCUUCGCAGUGCCCCCGAAGAGGAGAAAUAUUGGCAGGAACUGAUCUCUCUUCGCAUCGAUGACUACGAGAUCGGUGUAGAAUGGGUUUCGCUGCUAGGCUCCGAUCCUAUUCCCCCAUCCAUUUUCCGGAGCCAAAGCUUUAUCAGCCGAGCAAAGCAACAUAAAGCGCGCAAGUCUUCUGUCAGCGACUCCCCGCCUCGAGUCAACCUCAAUGAUGUUGAAAUUCCAAUUGGCGAAAGACGACGCUCUUUCACUCCCAAAGAGCAGUUUUCCGAGCCGAGCACUGUCAGCUCUUCCGCCACUGAUACAAGAAGCUCCAUGUGCUCUGCAGUGACCCGUGAAACGGACUACACUACAGGAGGCUCCGAGCUCUCGGUCAAGCCGCCUCGCUCCGCCUUGCAAUCUCUGCCUUCUCAGAACAAUGCAGAUAGAUCCUCUAAUGGGUUGAAAAGAUCAAAGGCAAAGAGACAGUCGAGAUAUGGUGAUAGUCCGGCUUCAGAGGCGCCGUCCCCCCAGACGAUUGUUGAGGAGCCAGUGCAGGUCGCGGAGUCCACACCAUCUAAAAUUAGGUACUAUGGUGAAGGUAGUGAUGUUAGCCAAAACACAGCUUCCCCCAAGCCAAAACCCAAGUCUGCGUCGAAGAUCCCACAGCCCAAGACCCCACGAAAGCAGGUGUCUCCAGAGCCCGAAUCCCCUCGCGUAUCAUCAGUGCCCUCGGCGCAUCUGCCCCAGAUUCCUAAACUUCGGACUCCCAGCAGCCAAACCCACAUGUCAACACCGAGCAGCCUUGGUGUCGACGAGGAGGAAGAUUACCCUGCUCUGGAAUGUCUGCCAACUCAAGAGCUCCCCGAGACCCCUACUAAGUCCCGAAGAAGAAAAUCUCGUCACAAAUCGACUCAUCACGAUGAUGCACCUCCUCCUCCACCACCCCAUCGCUCACCGAGCUCCUCCACAGGAAAACUUUCCAAUAGCCCUGUUCUCAGUCCAUCAGGUGUUCGACUUAAGCGCAGGGGCUCUUCGCCAUUGAAGCACGAAUAUGAACCCUCCACGGCUUCAGAUUCCUACACGGAGUCUGAUUCUGAUGCAUCAACAGUGCGCCAUUACAGCUACUCCUCAUCGGAAUACUCGAGGUCCGAUUCAGAGGAUUCUUACUCCUCGGCCUCAGACUCCGACUAUGAAGAAAGUGAUAUUAGCGAGCUUCCCAAGCCAAGGCGCUUGGAGUCCGGUACUUCUGAGGCAAGCUCCUUAUCUCCUUCCAAUUCGGCAUCACAAAGCGGGUAUCGGACUGUCCCCUUACAACCUACCAAGUCUUCAAAAGCCACCGCAUCCAUUUUUGCGUGGUCGGACAAGGGAAGUUGGGAAGCUCUUCUUCCUGACGAAUGCAGUAUAACGAUUAGCCCUGGACUCAUUGAAGCGUUCAAGAUGAAUGCCGACUCUCGAUCAAAGCCACUCAUCUCUAUGGAGCUCACUCCACUCGUCCCCAUCCGCCGGGGUACAGCCAUCGACAUUAGCAUUCGUUCACCUCCUACUCAUCGUUCCAAGAUCACAUCCAGCAACAAUAUAAUGUUCCGGUCUCAAAACCCAGAUGACUGCGAUGCUUUGUAUGCCCUCAUCAACCAAGCACGCAUUAAUAACCCAACCUAUAUUGCUCUUCAAAACGCCCGUGGGCCCUUGAACGACACUGUCCAGACCUUUGAGCCCGCCACCAAGUCUGGCGGAAGCUGGUUUGGCUUCCCCCGCCGCAGAAGAAGCUACCGGGCCUCAAAUAGCUCCCCGCGUUCCCUCGCCGAGGGCUCCGAAAGCAGUGUCGGAACCAUGAGCAGUGCCUUUUCCGCCCUGAAACGUUUUGGUGGAGGAAGUAAGAUGUUCAACAUUGCCCGUUCAACAGUCAGCUCCCGCACCGGUCGCGAAGGAAGCAUCUACUCCGGCUCCGGCGACUCUGGCGAGACCCCCUCAGGAUCAACCGGCAUUGACCGUAUAGCAGCUGCGAUCAAGGGUGCCGACGGAAUUGGCCUUUCAAACGCCAAGAUCCGCAUCUACCUUCGCGAAUCAGCUUCUAAGUGGCGCGACAUGGGUGCUGCCCGCCUAACAAUCAUGCCCGCUCCACCUAAGAACCUCUCUCGCCCUGGAACAGCCGUCAGUGGCCGCAGCGAGAACAGUGCCUCGCCCGCCGAUGGAGAAAAUUCCCCUACCAGCUCCGGAGCGGCAACUCCACGCGCCGACGUUGAGUCCGAAAAGCGGAUUGUUGUUCGAGGCAAGACGCGUGGUGAGAUCUUAUUAGAUGUCUGUCUUCCCGAAAGCUCAUUUGAGCGGAUCGCUCGCACCGGAAUCGCCGUUUCAGUCUACGAAGAGACCAAUGAUGGCGUCGUCUCGAAGCAAGGUGGUGUGACGACGAGUUCUCAAAAGAUCUUUAUGAUUCAAAUGAAGAGUGAGGCCGAAGCUGCCUAUACUUUUGGGCUUGUCGGUAAACUGCGGUACUAG